AUGAGUGCUAUUCCAGACUUCGGUGGUUCUUUACCGAAAAAAUACAAGUCAGCUGCUAUGGGUGAUAUACCAGCGCUUGAUAUUAAAAAAUUGUUCAGAAUGAUUGUCCUUGGUCCAUCGUUCAGUGGGAAGAACAACCUUUGUUUGUUUAUUCUAAAGCAUUCUCCUCACGUAUUUGCUCAUCUAACGAUCAUUGCUCGUAAUCCUCACCAGGAGUUAUAUGAGUAUCUACGCGAUAAGCUUGAUGGCUUUAUCACAUUCGCCGACCCUGAGUCGCCCCCGAGUCUCGUCAUCAUCGACGACUACAGCAAUGAUAAGCUACUUCAGAAGAAUUUGUUCUCACAUUACUUCACUAGAGGAAGCCACUUCAAGCUAUCAACCAUCUUCUUGAGCCACAGCUACUUCGCAACGGACAAGAUGAUCAGAUUGAACUCAGAGUACGUAGCAAUCCUGAAAGCUAAUUCUAAGCGAGACCUCCAGAUGGUUGUGAAAGAUUUUAAUAUCAAGGGAGUUGAUGAUCGAUCAAUCGUCUAUUACUACAACAAAGCCACAGAGCGCAAAGGUCAGAUGUUGUUCAUAGAUUCAGUUAAGGGUCAAAUCAGGUACAAUUUCGAUGGACCAAUCACGAUCGAUAACUAA
Phytophthora sojae is the source of this 639-nucleotide messenger RNA. RefSeq lists its product as hypothetical. Lineage: Eukaryota; Oomycota; Peronosporomycetes; Peronosporales; Peronosporaceae. The coding region runs from base 1 to 639 and encodes 212 amino acids. The transcript has 2 exons. The record is from RefSeq and is a predicted model, not a curated record.